Pangasianodon hypophthalmus (striped catfish) is the source of this 6659-nucleotide messenger RNA. RefSeq names its product E3 ubiquitin-protein ligase SMURF2. Gene Ontology annotation, molecular function: ubiquitin protein ligase activity; protein binding. The transcript has 20 exons. Gene Ontology annotation, biological process: ubiquitin-dependent protein catabolic process; negative regulation of BMP signaling pathway. NCBI's taxonomy places the organism in Eukaryota, Metazoa, Chordata, Actinopteri, Siluriformes, Pangasiidae. The coding region runs from base 367 to 2646 and encodes 759 amino acids. The record is from RefSeq and is a predicted model, not a curated record.
CCACAGCAUUCACUCUGAACGAAAAUAAACUGGUUUGUCCAAGAACAGCGCUGAUUUCUCAUGGAGCGGGAUUAAAUAACACUUCCACAAGGCUUAGGGUUUCCAGGCUGGUCUUGUUAUUAUUUUUUUAUGAUGUGAAAUGUGCAUUUUUGCGAAAAAAUUGCUGGAAAGUUUUGAUUUGAAUGUUUAAGUGCUUAUGUGUAAAAAGCCAUCCGGAGACAGUAAUGCUGCUGUGUGUUCAGAUUAUUCACGCGCUCUUAUUGAGGAAAACAAGCUUGUAGGAAAAGUUCUGUCGUUUUCUGGAGGCAGGGAAAUAGUUUGGUAGAAAAUAGCUAGAACUAAACGUCAAGCUGGAAUAUAAAGGGCAUGUCUAAUCAAGGGGCGAGGAGAAAUGGUCCAGUGAAACUGCGGCUCACAGUUCUCUGUGCAAAGAACUUGUCAAAGAAGGACUUCUUCAGACUGCCAGACCCCUUUGCUAAAGUGGUGGUGGAUGGUUCUGGUCAGUGCCACUCGACAGACACAGUCAGGAACACACUGGACCCGAAGUGGAACCAACACUAUGACCUUUAUAUUGGUAAGCUGGACUCGAUCACCAUCAGUGUAUGGAACCAUAAGAAGAUUCAUAAGAAGCAGGGAGCAGGAUUUCUGGGCUGUGUGCGUCUCCUCUCCAAUGUCAUCAACCGCCUCAAAGACACUGGCUAUCAGAAGCUGGACCUGAACAAGCUCGGGCCCAACAAUAAUGACACCAUCAGAGGGCAGAUAGUGGUGAGCUUACAGUCCACAGACAGGAUAGGAAUGGGAGGCUCCUUGGUGGACUGCAGCCGUCUGUUUGACAACGACUUACCGGAUGGCUGGGAGGAGAGGAGAACUGCAACAGGCAGGAUUCAGUAUCUCAAUCACAUCACACGGACAACACAGUGGGAAAAACCAACCAGGCCCGCCUCGGAGUAUGCGAGCCCCGGUCGGCCCCUCAGCUGUGUGUUGGAUGAGAACACACCCAUCCUGAGUUCUAAUGGAGCCUCCGGCGUCACACACACCAACUCCAGAGCUCAGGAGAGACGUGUCCGCUCACAGAGGCACAGAAACUACAUGAGCAGAACACACUUACACACACCUGCUGAUCUGCCUGAGGGAUAUGAGCAGAGAACCACGCAGCAAGGCCAGGUCUACUUCCUCCACACACAGACCGGCGUGAGCACGUGGCAUGACCCACGUGUACCCAGGGAUCUCAGCAAUGUGAACUGUGAGGAGCUCGGGCCACUCCCACCAGGCUGGGAGAUUCGAAACACAGCCACCGGCCGAGUGUACUUCGUGGACCACAACAACAGAACCACACAGUUCACAGACCCCCGUCUCUCAGCCAACCUGCACCUAGUCCUCAAUCCAAGUGGGUCUCGUGGUGUGGAGAAUCCAAACCUCAGUCGUGCCCCCCAGCUGAAGGAGCAGCCUGUGCUGUGUAAUCUCCCUGAGGAGGCUGAAGAGUGUUUAACUGCUCCUAAGUAUAAGCGGGAUCUGGUGCACAAGCUGAAGGUGUUGAGGCAGGAGUUAUCUCAGCAGCAACCACAGGCUGGCCACUGUCGCAUCGAGCUCUGUAGAGAGGAGAUCUUUGAGGAGUCGUAUCGGCAAGUUAUGAAGAUGAGGCAGAAGGACUUGUGGAAGAGGCUGAUGGUGAAGUUCAGAGGAGAGGAGGGGCUUGAUUAUGGGGGUGUGGCCAGAGAAUGGCUGUACUUGUUAUCCCAUGAGAUGCUCAACCCGUAUUACGGCCUGUUCCAAUACUCACGUGAUGACAUCUACACACUUCAGAUCAACCCCGAUUCUGCUGUCAACCCAGAGCACCUAUCAUAUUUCCACUUUGUGGGCCGGAUCAUGGGCAUGGCAGUGUUUCAUGGCCAUUAUAUCGACGGAGGCUUCACUCUGCCCUUCUACAAACAGUUACUAGGCAAAUCCAUCACACUUGACGACAUGGAGGCCGUUGACCCGGACCUGCACAACAGCCUCGUCUGGAUCCUGGAAAAUGACAUCACAGGUGUACUGGACCACACAUUCUGCGUGGAGCACAGCGCUUACGGACAGAUCAUCCAGCACGAGCUUAAACCCAAUGGCAAGAAUAUCCCUGUCACUGAGGAGAACAAGAAAGAGUAUGUCAGGCUGUAUGUGAACUGGCGCUUCCUACACGGGAUCGAAGCUCAGUUUCUGGCUCUGCAGAAAGGCUUCAACGAAGUCAUACCACAGCACCUACUCAAGGCCUUUGACGAGAAGGAGCUGGAGCUGAUCGUGUGUGGCCUGGGGAAGAUCGACAUCCAUGACUGGAGGGCAAACACUCGCCUGAAGCACUGCACGGCCGACAGCAGCGUGGUGAAGUGGUUCUGGAAAGCCGUGGAGUUGUUUGAUGAGGAGCGCAGAGCCAGACUCCUGCAGUUUGUCACCGGCUCAUCUCGAGUGCCUCUGCAAGGCUUCAAGGCCUUACAGGGUGCUGCAGGGCCCAGACAGUUCACCAUCCAGCAAAUCGAUGCCAGCACCAACAACCUCCCUAAAGCCCACACAUGUUUUAAUCGCAUCGACAUUCCUCCCUACGAGAACUACGACAAACUGUAUGACAAGCUGCUGACGGCCAUCGAGGAGACCUGCGGCUUUGCGGUCGAAUGAGGAACCUACACAAACACAUGCAUACACACACACACACACACACACACACACACACACACACACAGAGCUGCCAUCAGCAAUUUGGAGAGUCCAACGUUGGUGUGAUAUCACUGCUAGCGCGGAGAUUAUUAUGUGACAAAUACAGCAGGAAGAGGGAACGAAUGGAACCACAUGGUUACCUUCUUUUGUUACCUGUCAUGCUUUAUUUUUUUGUUAACCCUUUUAUCUUCUCUCAGCUGCUAUCACCAGAUCUAGAGGUAGUUAUGUUUAGUCCAGAAGUCUUCUCUUGGCUUCAGUGAACAAGGUGAAACUAGAAAUGAGAAUUUUGCCUCCCCUGUAUAAAAUAUGAAGGCUGUAUUGAAGGCAGGGUAACAUUUUCACCUCCAUCAUGGAUGUCUUCCAGACAACAGCAUUGCUCAGGCUCAGUUCUAAAAUCUCUUUUUGAUUAUAAUGAGACUCGCAUUGAAAGUAAGUAAAAUGCUGAACUAUGCAGUCUUCUGACCAUAGACAUGCAUAUUAGAGCUGCAGAUACACAUUAAAGAGUGCAUGCUAUGAGAACCAUCACUCCAGCACCAUGUACUCCCCUAUUUAUAUUUUAAUUUUUCAGUUCAAACUUUAAAUUAAAAAUCUAAUUAAGUCCAUAAUAUAAUGUGAUGUGAUUAAAUUGAGAAAUUCUGGCUAUAACAGUUAUUGUUACAGGAGUGGAUGAGAGUGGAGUAAAAACUAAACAGAACGGUGGUUCACGCACCACUACUUCAAAUAAUAGGUCUAUUGUGUAAAUGUACACUUCUAGAAGAAAGAUUAACUCUAGAACACUAUUUAUUAACAGUGUAGGUAGUUGUGUUUGUAGAGAAAAUUGGCUAGCUCGAUUAGCUAAUGAUUCAUUGAGGAAAGUUUACGCUAUCUUCCCAGACGCGCGUUUAUUUUACAGCACAGCAGUAUGACAGAGGACCAAUAUCAUCACAUGCUGAAUGACAUCGCCAGCUAUCUAGCGUUCUGAUGUGUGUGUCUAUGGUUGUAAGCAUCCAGGAUUUGGUUUAUACCUAAACAAGUUAUGCAGGAGUACGUAACUAGUAAAAAGGCAAUAACAUUUACAUGUAUUCAUUUGACAGAUGGUUCAAUUCAGCAUACAGCUUGGGAGGUUAAAGGUCAUGCUCAGUGGCUCUUUAGCAGGCCCAGGAUUUUGAACUCACAACCUUAGGGUCAGUAGUGCUUAAUUUAAUGGCUCUGUACAGCCAUUAAAAACUGAUUCAGUUACAGACAAGAACUUUUCAUCUCAUCAAAAAAAUGCACCAUGACCUUAAGCCCAUCACACCCGGUGACGCUACAGCCGUCUGUGGCUGGGAGUCCAAGAGAGCAAAAUUGGCCGUGCUCUUCGGGUGGGAGGGAUGGCAUACUCUCUCUCUCCUGUCAGUCACAGUGACGCUAGCCGAUUGUAGACAUCUGUUAACUCAUGUAUGUGGAAGAGGGCGGAUAGCACUUUGUCAGAAUGGGGAUUGUUUUGAAUUUUUAUAGCACCACGUGCAACAGCAACACCAAUGGUGCUAAGAAAAUACGCUAACUGGUACGAAGAAGCAAGAUUGGGGCUGAUUUCUUUCUAGACCAGACUGUAGAUUCAUGCAGCCUAUCAGUGACAGUCACGUUCAGCCAAAUCCUUGAAGGUGUGUACAUUUGAAUCCCAGGACAGAGCCACUAUAAAGCCCUUAACCCUCUGCUGUAUGCUCAGAUUGUAUCAUGUAUAAAAUGUCUAGGGUAAAUAUUGCAUGUCGCUUUGUGUAAAAACAUCUACCAAAUGAAUAAAUGUACAUGUCCCACAUUUUCAGCAUCACAUUCAUUAGGAUAUGAAGGGAAACACUGAUCCUAGAUCAGCCAUCUUGCUCAAAAGAGCUUGACACCCCAGGACACCUUGAGAGGACUUUAGAAAGGAGGCGAGAAAAAUAAGGGUUAACCGAAGAGGUGAACUUACUUCACUCGAAUUGUGUAGCUGAUUUGUACGAGUAUAUAUCCAGUAUAUCCACAACUUUUAUAAACGUGUGUUUUAUAUCUUGCUAUUUCAGGAUGUAACCUCAGGUCACGUAGGACUGUUUUUUGUUCACUUUUAUGAGACUGGAUUUUUUUUUCUUUGUUAUGUUAUUGAGGUUGGCCAGCAGUCUUCUGUGUUAAUGAGAUCUAAGUGGUUGCCAGCAUUGUUCACUCAUCAACCCUGAGCAAUUUUGGUUGAAAUACAGCAUUGAAGACAGCAUUGUGAAAAACAAUAACACAUAUCUCAGUGUUCCAAAGAACUAAUAUUUUCUAAUAAAUAUCUAAUAUUAAUAAUUAAAAUUAAUAAUAAAUUAAUAAAAUUAAUAAUAAUAGAUAUUUAUUAGAAAAAUAUCUAAUAAAUAUCUAAUAUUUUCCCGUCUCCGUUAAUCUAGGUCAGUCAGUCAGUCAUUCAGCUGAGCAAUGUCUGGAGUCUAACCUUUGCUUCUUCACUGUUGGACUGGUUCUGCAACUCUAAUGUAGACUUGUACCUAAGAACCGCUGCGGUAAUCAUAAAGCCUGUCCUGUGCUCAUCCUAGGACUCUUCUAUACACCUAUUUUCUCUAAUGAUUUAUAAUCUCAGUAUCCUGUCACCCUGAAGUCUGGUUCCGCUCAAAGCUUCUUCCUCAUGCUGUCUCAGGGAGUUUUUCCUUGCCACUGUUGUCUUUAGCUUGUUCAUCUAAAUCUACAACCGGAUUUCUGUAAAGCUGCUUUGUGAAGAUGUCUUAUUGAAAGUGCUAUAUAAAUAAAAUUGAAUUGAAUUGAUGUAACUAACAAAUAAUGGAUGUGGGUCUCACCAAAAUCGAUCAAUGUCCAGCUGUUCACACUCGCUUAAAAUAGUAUUGUUAAGCUACAUUUCGAGAUGAAUGAUUUUGUAAAAUAACAGAAUUGGUUACAGAUUUAAGUACAAAGCAGAAAUACAUUAUUGUCCAUCUUUUGUCUACAAUUCCAAAUUUGGUUGGUGGGAUGAUCAAUAAUAAAUUCAAACUCAGGAAAAAGUUCUUCGAUUGUCCAAGCUGGUUGACCCAUAACGCUAAAGUAUUCAGCUUCACAUUCAAAUGUUUUUUUAAUGUUUAUCAAUGACACGGUCACACUCUCUCCUAAACCACAUCUGUUGGGUUUGAUACAGAUAUUUAUUGAUUUUGGGUGAGCUAGACCAUUACUUGUUAGCUAAAUUAUCAAAUGUAGCGCUAGUGCAAAACUAAAGAAGCAAACAUCAGGCAACAAGCAUGGCUUAGCUGAUUGACUACAUUUGGGAAAAAUUUGUAUUUGGGUUUGUAAGUUUAUAUUUCACUGAAUCUUUGCUUUAAGUUAAUGCAUCAUGUUUAUAACAUGCUUUUUAACAUUUAUAUGACUAUGGAUCUUAUAACAUUGUCCUUUUUUUUGCAGCAUCGAUAUCCCCAAGGUUAUUUAGUCCAUAUAUGUGCUAAAAACCUUAAGUAUGCUCAUAAGGGUGCCUUAUAAAGUAUGAAGUAUAAAAAUAUUUUAUAUAUGCUGAUGAGUGCUUUGAAGAGGUUUCAUAAUGCAUAUAAUAAUCAUCAGAUUUUUUUUUUUUUUUUAGUUUUUCAAUAACUGACCAUCUUCCAUUUGUUCAGUAUUGUUAUUAUUAUUGUUAUGUAAUUAUAAUUAACAUGAACUCAUGCUGAGUGUUCACACAGUUUGGACAAUCUGCGCUCUCACACUUAAUCAGUUGCCUUUCUAGCAUGUUCCACUUAAUCCUUCUGUGUUUGGUGUGAUGUGUGAAACAGUGUUUUGGUUUCGAGUGUGUGUGCGUGCUUCAGUAUGUACAGUAUGUGUGUGUACAGUGUGUGUGUGUGUGUGUGUAUGCUUGUGUAAAUAAGCUUGAUGAGUAUUUGACUUUUAAUUUCAUUUGUAUUUAUUGCUGCAGCUGUUCUGCGAGCUCAUUAUCUGUCUGUACAUAAGAGGACAUGCAGGGGGAAAGUGUUCCUGCUGUGCGCCUCUAAACACGAGCAAUAAACUCCGAGCUGUUCGCA